UUAAAAAGGGCAAAGUAAAAAGUAGAAAUAAUGAAUAAGUAUGAGAUAAUUGGAGUUGUAGGUGAAGGAGCUUACGGAAUAGUGUUAAAAUGUAGAAAUAAAGAGACAAAUGAAUAUGGUUUGAUAUUUCUUUGUAUUUGUUACAGUCGCAAUAAAGAAAUUUAAAGAGACAGAAGAUGAUGAGACAGUAAAAAAGAGUAUACAACGAGAAGUAAAAAUGUUGAGAAUGCUAAAACAUCCAAAUAUUAUAUAAUUGAAGGAGGCAUUUAAGAAAAAGGGGAAAAUAUUUUUGGUAUUCCAAUUUGUAGAUAGAAACUUAUUGGAAUUAUUAGAAGAGAGAAAAUAAUUAGACGUAUUUGAAAUAAAGAAAUUAUUAGUAGGAAAGCAUAAAGAGAAUAAUAUUGUAAUUAGUCUUAGCAAUUAAUGCAUGUCAUUAAGUUGGGAUAGUACAUAGAGAUAUAAAGCCUGAAAAUUUAUUAAUUGAUAAUGAAUUAAAUAUAAAGUUGUGUGACUUUGGUUUUGCAAGAGUAGUGUUUUUAAAUAUAGAUAUAGACAAUAUAAUGUUAAGAGUAAUUGACAGAUUAUGUGGCAACAAGAUGGUAUAGAUCUCCAGAAUUAUUAAUAUCAAAUAAUUAUGGAAAAGAGGUUGAUAUUUGGGCAAUAGGAUGUAUAAUGGGAGAAUUGAUAGAUGGUUAACCAUUAUUUCCAGGAGAAAAUGAGAUGGAUUAAUUAUAUUUAAUUUAAAAAAUUCUAGGACCGUUGACUUAAGAUUAGAUAGAAAGAUUUUAGAAGAAUUAGAAAUACAUAGGAAUGAAAUUUCCCGAUAUUACAAAAUGUGAAACAAUUGAGAAAAGAUAUUAAGGAAAAAUGUGUAAUAAAGGCUUAAGUUUUCUAAAAUAAUGUUUAAUUAUGGACCCAAAUAAAAGAUUAACCUCUAUAGAAUGUUUAGAGCAUUAAUAUCUCUAUGAUUUAUGGAGUAAAGAAAGGGAAAUUAGACCAAAAAGUAAUUUUUAGAGAAGAACCAGCUGCGAAAGAGAUGAUUCAAAAUAAUACAUUACUAAUUAAUUUGAUUUAUGUGAUACAAAACCUAAAAAAAUAUUAGAAAAAGCUAUUCCACAAACUAUUUAAAAUUAAACACUUAUAUAAAAAUAAGCUUAUAAUUAUAAAAUUGGAGAUUAUGUUUCAGAAUAUAAUAAAGAAGGUGAAGAUAAUAAAUCUUAAAUGCAUAAUACAUUUAAUUAAUCAUUUAAAAUAAAACUAAAUGAUACUCUUCCUUAAAGUAGAUUAGGAUCUGAAUAAGAUAAAAGAAUCAACAGAAUCAUUGGAUUACCUGGAGUAAAAGAUGAUCCUAAAAUUUAACAUUAAUAUCAAUUCGAAUAAUAGCCAAAAUAAUAAUCAACUUCAAUUGCCAAAUCACCACAAAAAAAAAAUUCUAUAUAAUAACCUUCCUUUCAUGCUUAAGUAUAUUUAAUAUAUCAUUUUUAGGCUUAACAUUAUCUAUAACCUCAAAAAUUAAAUUUAGUUUAUAAUGCAAAUACAUAUAAUUAUUCAAUAAAAAAGUCUUAUAUCUCAAAAAAAUGA
This is a messenger RNA of Paramecium sonneborni, 1581 nucleotides long. The record is from the annotation of a GenBank genome assembly. Lineage: Eukaryota; Ciliophora; Oligohymenophorea; Peniculida; Parameciidae.